This is a messenger RNA of Daldinia vernicosa, 706 nucleotides long. RefSeq lists its product as uncharacterized. Lineage: Eukaryota; Fungi; Ascomycota; Sordariomycetes; Xylariales; Hypoxylaceae. The record is from RefSeq and is a predicted model, not a curated record. Bases 56 to 706 code for a protein of 216 amino acids. The transcript has a single exon.
UGCUGCUUCACUCCUUCACUAAGCUGCUGCCAAAGCCACCAUUAGCCAUUCCACUAUGCCACCCCCGUCUCAAACCACAGAAAUGCGACUACCCCUACGCAUCAAGCCCAGACUCGGUCCAAAACCUACUUCUCGCAAACCAACAAUCAAGUCGAAACCCAAACAGCUCGCCAUGUGCUCAACAGUCCACUUCACCUACCGCUGCGGUUGCACCCACACUACUACCUUCGAGUGUCCGGAUACCGCAUCCUCCUUCUCCAGCCUUGCAACUAGCUCGCACUCCCGUCGAAAUCGUCCCCGUCGACGCCGUCGUUGCUACGGUCCCAAGAGUACACCUACCAUUACGCCGCUGGACGAAGACUGCUACGACUGCGCGCAGAAGCGGGAGCAGGCGGGGAGACGAACUGCUUCUUUAGGGGAUAGUGAUAUUUCUUCUUUCUCCCUAUCGACGGACGCAGACGCGGAUACGGAGACGGAAUUCGAUACAGAUAUAUCAAUGGCAAUGUCGACAUCGACAUCGACAUCGACAUCCAUAUCGUCAACCCCGUCAACACGCGCCUCGUCGCCCCUCGACACCACUAUUCUCAAGGAACGCGAUCCCAAUCUACCCUCCAAAUGCCCGCUCAUCUCAAUUCUAGACAUGGACUUAGACCUGCGUGUGUAUUUGAUGGAUCUGGAACUGCCCGAGUUACUGGAUGGCUUUUAA